AUGUCAAGACGAUUAACGAAAAUUAAUUCGAUUGCACCGAUCGAUAAUCUGACAACGACAAAUAAAACUUUACAUAGAGUCAAGAAAAAUAACUAUCAACAGCCAGCGCAUACUUCAUCAAAACGAUAUCAAGAUUUUAGAAAUGAUGCUAAAAAAAAAAUAAGAAGUUCAAGGGAUUUUAUUCCUGAUGUAGUUAAUAUUAAGAACAAAAAUUCGUUAUCAAGAGAUGAACUGAUAGAUAAGAAGUCUCAAAAUGGCAUUAAGCAGAGAGUAGAAGUAUCAGGUAGUAUAGAGUUGAUUGAAGGGAAAACUAAUAAAAUUUUAUCAGACCCUUUUUCAAAAUCAUGUGUAAUGUCAUUCAUUUAUGAUGACAAUGGUCUUCGAUGUGAUUUCAAAUUUAAACAAUUACCCAUUGCUGGUCUUCAAUUUAACAUCAAAGAUGAUUGUGACGAAAUUGCUACAGAAGAUACAAACGUUUAUAUGGGUUUCAGGUUUACACACCUUAAAGAAGUUAAAAUUGGGAAGAACGAGUCCAUUAAUAUGAAAGGUUUGAUUUUUAUUACAACAGCAAUAUAUAGACAGAAAUUAAUUAAAAUUAGACGAUUGGCAGCAUCGUGUCCAGCACAAUAUAGACCCAAAAUAUGUAUGUACAGCAACAAAACAGAAUUAAAAUUUAAAUUGAUAUCAAAUAACAGAACUGAUCAUAUGAAGAAUAAACCAAGUUUCCUUGAAAAGGGAUUCAACUCUCUGGUAAAAAAUACUAAUACAAAGAAAAGAACAAUUGACAGUAUGGUCACCUCUGCGGUUAAGAUUAAGAUUUUAAAAAAAGCACCGGAGGAAGAGGUUAAAAAUAUAGCAAUAGAAAAUGCAGAACCUAAUAACCAAGUGCAAAGCCUUCUUGGAAAUUCAAAACGAGUAUCUAGAAGUUCUUUGCAAUCAACUGUAGUAAACGAGAAAGAAACGAUUAGUGACGAAGUUCAGAUUAAUUUUCAACCUAGUUUAAAUUAUCAUUUCAAGGAUGGUGUAUCGUACACUAUUAAUAAUCAAGAUUUCAAAUCAUUGUAUAAUAAUGAUUGGGUAAACGAUACAAUAAUAGAUUUUUUUAUCAAAUAUUAUUUGGAAACGAACUUAAUUGAUUCAAAAUUAAAGGAUGAUAUUUAUGUAAUGUCUUCCUUUUUCUACACCAAACUUGUAAGCAAUGGGAUCGAUGAUGUCUACACAAAAGUUAAAAAAUGGGUAGAACACUCUAAAUUAUUUUCCAAAUCAUACGUCAUUAUCCCAAUUAAUAGUAAUUACCAUUGGUUUGUUUGUAUUAUCACAGGCAUGGUUGAAUACUUGAAGUAUUGGGAAAAUAAAUCUACAAUCGAAAAUGAAGACAAGAAAAGUAACCCACCUAUAAUUCAGAUUGGGUUAUUAGAUUCUCUAAAACAGGUUCAUAAUAAAGAUAUUGAAUAUAUCAAGCAAUUUAUUAUGGCAUACGCCAAGGAUAAAUAUUCUUUGAAUAUUGAUAAAAAUAAUAUUAAGAAAAAGACAUGUCUAGUGCCACGACAACCAAAUAUGAACGAUUGUGGGGUACAUUUAAUUGAUAACAUUAAAAAAUUUUCUGAGAAGCCAGAUGAAACUAUAGAAUUAUGGUCUCGUCUCAAAGCUGAUAAUAGUUAUAACCUUAAGCAAGUUAACGAUUUUUUUGAUAAGAGUGAACGUAAAUAUUCGAGACAAACGCUGAGGAAAAUUCUAAUAGAGCUACAAAAAGAACAAAUUAAGUCAACCCCAAAGAAUACUCCUCGCAGGACCGAAGAUGAGGAUGACGAGGAUAUUGAGAUUAUAGAGAAUUUUGAGGAGCCCGAUAAACAAUCAUUAAAUAAAGUGAAACUUUGA
Messenger RNA from Tetrapisispora phaffii CBS 4417, 1878 nucleotides. RefSeq names its product SUMO protease ULP2 (gene ULP2). Bases 1 to 1878 code for a protein of 625 amino acids. Lineage: Eukaryota; Fungi; Ascomycota; Saccharomycetes; Saccharomycetales; Saccharomycetaceae. Gene Ontology annotation, biological process: proteolysis. Gene Ontology annotation, molecular function: cysteine-type peptidase activity. The transcript has a single exon. The record is from RefSeq and is a predicted model, not a curated record.